Molecule: messenger RNA, 1694 nt
Organism: Gasterosteus aculeatus aculeatus (three-spined stickleback)
Lineage: Eukaryota; Metazoa; Chordata; Actinopteri; Perciformes; Gasterosteidae
Gene: chmp6b
Product: charged multivesicular body protein 6b
Biological process (GO): late endosome to vacuole transport via multivesicular body sorting pathway; vesicle budding from membrane
Cellular component (GO): ESCRT III complex; multivesicular body
Source: RefSeq, a predicted model, not a curated record
CAGUUGUCCCUCGCCGGACGCCGUCCUUCCGGCUGUGGGUGUGGACGCCAGAUGACUACACACCUAAUGGAGGAGAAGCCACAGUAGUCCUCCCUCUACAAGUGGCACGAGACAAACUGUUAUAAACCGGCUCAGCGCGCUUAUUCUCCGGCCCGCGAGUCGUGGCGGGGAUGCUGCGUCAGGAUGGGGAAUCUGUUUGGGAAAAAGAAACAGAGCCGAGUGACGGAACAAGACAAGGCGGUUCUGCAACUGAAGCAGCAGAGAGACAAGCUGAGACAGUACCAGAAGAGGAUCGGCCUGCAGCUGCAGAAGGAGAGACUUCUAGCAAAGCAGCUGCUGCAGGAUGGAAGGAAAGAUAAAGCGCUGCUGCUGCUGAAGAAGAAGCGCUACCAGGAUCAACUUCUGGACAAGACGGAGAACCAGAUCGGGAACCUGGAGCGCAUGGUCCAGGACCUGGAGUUCGCCCAGAUCGAAACCAAAGUCAUCCAAGGCCUGAAAGUCGGAAACGAGUGUCUGAAGAAGAUGCACGAGGUGAUGUCCGUUGAAGAAGUGGAAAGGAUUAUGGACGAAACCCAGGACGCCAUCGAGUAUCAACGGCAAAUCGACGACAUGCUGGCGGGGUCUUUGACCCAAGAGGACGAAGACGCGGUUCUCGCUGAGCUGGAGGCCAUAACUCAGGGAGACGUCGAGCUUCCCGAGGUUCCAGAAGACGAGCUUCCAAACGUCCCCGAGGCCGCCGAGAACAAACCAGAGAGGGAUCGAUCCAGGAAGAAGCCGGAGCGAGAGAUGCUCGCUGCCUAAAGAACGCGACUGUCCUCCGUCAGCCGACCUGAUGGAUCUUCUCCAGCUGUCCCUCAUCUACCGUCGACCGCUGGAGGCGUCUCGCCUCUCAGACGCCGAGCUUCCUCCGUCACCUGGGCUGCUGCAGGUGGACGCGUGGAGCGUCCUCUGGAGAAACCACGGCCACCUGUGAGCUCAGACGACCUUUGAUUCAUUAGUGCUCCACCUAAACUCACCUGUGAGUCCUGCUUCUACUGGUUCCUGGAGGUUCCUCCUCGACACGACGGAGAGCGCCUUUUUAUUUGUGAUGCUCAGCGAAGUGAAAUGUAAUUAUUUUUUUAAUUCAGCAGCAGUAUGUCUUCAUUGUGCGGACCUUUGUAUCAGGACUACUCUCCACCCGAGAAACACACUGCAAAGAUCUGAAAAGUGUUUGGUUUUGUCUUUAUGCUUCAUAUCUGCUCUGUGGAUCACGUGACCUGUUGGUCAAAACAGUUAACAAUAAACUUUGAAAAGAAAACACUGACCUGAUUUAAACUGAAUAAUAAUGUUAAACUUUAAACCAACUGGUUCAGUUAAAUAACCAAAAAAAGUUAUUGGUUAGCUAGUGACAUCAAGACAAGUGAAAGUGUGCCGUCGGGAUGCGCUACACCCCCCCCCCCCUUCUGUGCAAAGGAUUGUGGGUCAGAAUGCAGCGUGAGCAUGUUGACGGGACACAACCAGCGGGCGCCGUCCGAUCAGAGACCUGAUUGUUCCAUCGCUGCUACAGACCUCGUUAAAGUUGCCUCCAUUCACAGAGCUUAAGCUCGGUUUAAUUUACUAAUCUGUAAAUCCGUUAAUCUGCUGACGAGGUUUCAUCUCACCGCCCUAAAACACUACAGCCUUUUCACAAUAAAAGUCUUUGUUUCCAGACUUCU